AGCCAGCAUUAAAGGAACUCGCUGACCGUCUUCGGAUAUCCAAUAACGAAAUAGUUUCGGUGGUCGCAGCAGUGCUGCGCUCUGCUAACCCGCCAGGCGAUCUGUCUGAGUUCCGGAUCUCGAGAGAGACUGCGAGACGGGCGCGAGCUUCACACCGUCGUCAGGUAGCUGCCGCACAAAGGGAAGCCUUCACGCCUCCACCACAUGCAGUGGUGCACUGGGAUGGUAAGCUGGUUAAGAACGUCGUGGGAGAAGAAGAACACCGACAGGCCAUCUUCAUCUCAGGGCGCGGCCAUGAGGAAGGGAAGAUGCUUGCUGUCUUGCCAGUGAAGGAUGGCACUGGCCUGACCCAGGCACGCGCAACAGCUCGUGCUAUCGAGGACUGGAGCUGCGCUUCAAACGUCAAGGCACUGUGCUUUGAUACAACGUCGUCCAACACAGGGCGAGUCCAAGGUGCGGUUGUCCAUCUGCAGGCGCUGCUGGAAAAACAGCUGUUGAGGCUUGGGUGCAGACACCACGUCAUGGAACUGGUGGUGAGAGCCGCUGCCAGCAACAUCUUCGGCAAAACAUCGGCCCCUACGGACCCUCUCUUCCAGACUCUUAAGAAAAGGUGGAGUCAACUAGAUCACUCUCAGUAUCUCAGGCUGGACAUUGCAAAUCUACCAGAGUCUGACUGGCUCAGUCACCUCCGACACAGGACCGUUAGCUACCUGCUGACCGUCUGCGUGGAUACUACCUCAAGAUCUGCAUGUUUAGCCACCAGCUAG
Messenger RNA from Homarus americanus (American lobster), 767 nucleotides. RefSeq lists its product as uncharacterized. The record is from RefSeq and is a predicted model, not a curated record. Lineage: Eukaryota; Metazoa; Arthropoda; Malacostraca; Decapoda; Nephropidae. The transcript is spliced from 3 exons. The annotation marks the transcript as partial.